AUGCUAAAAUAUUCAAGCACAAUAGCAACACCAAAUACGUGGGCUGAUAAGCUCCAACCUGAGCUGUUAAGGUUGAUUGUGAAAAAGCUCGCUUCAAAUUUCAUGGACAUCGUUCACUUUGAAAUUGUCUGUUCUUCUUGGAACCGCGCUGCAAGAUGGUGUACCUCUGCUGCCGCGUUGCCUCCUCAAUAUCCAUGGCUCAUGCUCCCCACCCUCAAAUCGCCUAGUAGGUGGCCCAAGCUCCCUGGUGAUAGUGAUGGGGAGGGCAUAUGCUUCUUCAGCCUGGUAGAUAAUAAGGUUUACAAGAUGGAUUGGAAAGUGUCUCAAGGCUUUCCUGGCGAUGUCAAUUCCUCUCCGGGUUCAUCACAUGAUGGGUAG
Messenger RNA from Prunus armeniaca (apricot), 378 nucleotides. The record is from the annotation of a GenBank genome assembly. Lineage: Eukaryota; Viridiplantae; Streptophyta; Magnoliopsida; Rosales; Rosaceae.